Messenger RNA from Nyctereutes procyonoides (raccoon dog), 1286 nucleotides. RefSeq names its product small integral membrane protein 10-like protein 2A (gene SMIM10L3). Bases 209 to 415 code for a protein of 68 amino acids. NCBI's taxonomy places the organism in Eukaryota, Metazoa, Chordata, Mammalia, Carnivora, Canidae. The transcript has 2 exons. The record is from RefSeq and is a predicted model, not a curated record.
CUCUCCUCCCCACAGCCGGCCCGCCCGCCCCCGGCCUCGCAGCCGCCGCCUCCCUAGCUCCCUCAGCGCGCGGAGCGCGGCCCAGCGGCCGGGGCGGAGGCCCGGGGGCGACGCGGCGCCGAGGGGCGGGGGCGGGCUUCUGAGCGCCGGGCGGCCCGGGUCCGCGGCCGGUCGGUGCGCGGCGGGCGGGCGGCGGGCGCCGGUCUAUAUGGCGGCGGCUCUGUCCGGCCUGGCUGUCCGCCUUUCGCGCUCGGCCGCCGCCCGCUCCUAUGGGGUCUUCUGCAAGGGGCUGACUCGCACGCUGCUCAUCUUCUUCGACCUGGCCUGGCGGCUGCGCAUCAACUUCCCGUACCUUUACAUCGUGGCUUCGAUGAUGCUCAACGUCCGCCUGCAGGUUCAUAUUGAGAUCCAUUGAAGGCCUUCUGCUGACCCUCGUGUGGUCAAGUCUCCACAUCAGAGAACACACAGCAUGAGGGACAGAGUCGGGGCUCUGGACACUUGCCUCGGGAAGGUGAAGGGGGUGGGAGAGGACUCAAACAGGCUGCUGUAUGGACUUGGAAGAGCGCAGGGGGAGAGCCCUUGCCUGUCAGGUAUACCUUCCUCUUCCUGGAUGCAUACAUCUGUGGUUGAUGUGGAUGGAAAUUCACAAAAUGAGGAGUUAUCAAUGGAAAUGAAAAAUGCUCUCAGUGAGACCAGCCUCUUGCUCCUCAAUGGCAAUAAAGUGCUUCCAUGUUUGAAAGAAUCAUUAAGAAGAAAUUCAGCUUCCAUUGCGGCUCAGAGCAAGACUCUGGAUCUGUUCUGUGCUCCUGCAGAAGAGUGUUUGGCUGGGGUGCCCUGUGGUAUGAGGGACUGGCUGGGAGGGGGACCAAGAGCAAUCAACAGCCACAGAGGAUGGUGCCACAAAGGAGAGCCUUGGGGGUCAGGACUACUGUGCUGUCAGAAAAGAUUAGAAAUGGGGAUUUCUGAGGAGGAACCGCCAAGUGCUCUGCCAGAAGGGUCAGGCCUCGAGUUGGAACUGUCUUGCUUGCAUUUCGUCCUGUCUACACUGUUGUAUGCAUGCCCUGAAGUUUUCCUGAAUGAUGAGACAAAAUGUGUUUUCCUUGGCCAUUUAGAGCCUGUGUUUUCAGAGCAAACAGUAGAAAACAAGAAAAUGCUUUCAAGUAUAAAAAGUACCUCAAACCAUCUGCAGGUAACACUGGGGUUACUAGCUCUACCAGCUUUUGAAGUAGCAAAUCCAUUAUGCCAUAGUUAAGGCACAAGCAGAACAAUAAAAAUAGUGAGAUUAA